Alnus glutinosa is the source of this 693-nucleotide messenger RNA. RefSeq names its product non-classical arabinogalactan protein 31-like. NCBI's taxonomy places the organism in Eukaryota, Viridiplantae, Streptophyta, Magnoliopsida, Fagales, Betulaceae. The record is from RefSeq and is a predicted model, not a curated record. Bases 1 to 693 code for a protein of 230 amino acids. The transcript has 3 exons.
AUGGGGAGGGAUCAAGCUUUGGUUCUCGUAGCAUUAGCCUUUUUCCUUCUUGUUAUAACCGUUGGCGUCGCUCAUGGUCCUCCUUCGUCGCGCAAUCUAGGUCACAGUCUCGGUCAUCCGCUGGGCUCAAUGGAAAAAUACCCUGUUCCUCCGUAUAGACAAAACCCGGUAACCUACAUCCCUGGACCUCCUCCUACAAAAACCGGUCAAAGUGCCGUCGUGGAUCACAGAGUCGCUCCUUCGCUACGAUCUCCGAAGAAGGCAUCCACCCGGCCUCCAGCAGGUCACAGUCUCGCUCCUCAGCUGGGCUCAAUGGAAAGGGGACCGGUUCCAGCGUCUAGACCAGACCCUGUUACUCACAUCCCCGGGACUCCUCCUAAAAAAGCCGGUCAAAGUGCCGUCGUGGGUCACAGAGUCGCUCCUUCGCUACGAUCUCCGAAGAAGGCAUCCACCCGGCCUCCAGCAGGUCACAGUCUCGCUCCUCAGCUGGGCUCAAUGGAAAGGGGACCGGUUCCAGCGUCUAGACCAGACCCUGUUACUCACAUCCCCGGGACUCCUCCUAAAAAAGCCGGUCAAAGUGCCGUCGUGGGUCACAGAGUCGCUCCUUCGCUACGAUCUCCGAAGAAGGCAUCCGCCGGGCCUCCAGCAGCUCCCAAUGGUGACCCAAUUGCUUCUUCGACCACAUAUCCGUAA